Molecule: messenger RNA, 2429 nt
Organism: Klebsormidium nitens
Lineage: Eukaryota; Viridiplantae; Streptophyta; Klebsormidiophyceae; Klebsormidiales; Klebsormidiaceae
Source: the annotation of a GenBank genome assembly
UGACCAAGAUCACGUCAUGUUGGCGAGGGUCUCUGACUGAGCUGCGCGUCUGACAUUCUCCGUUCUGGCUCUUCCACUUUUCAUCUGUAGAUUCUCAAAUUUAACCGAUGCUAGGCUGAAUCUGGCAUUCAGCAUUUAACCAAACCCUAAUUAGGGUUGAUAACUGGUGGUGUGCCGCGCAACUAGCAGCGGCGAGUGAUGGGCCGGGCGCAGGGCUGGGUGUGGUACGUGGUGCUGUGUGCGGCAGGCGCACAGGUGCUGGCGGGGUAUGACAUGGGGGUCAUCGGGGGGGCGCUCUUAUACAUAGUGGCGGAUUUCCAGCUGGAAAAGUUUCCGGAAGUGAUUGGCAUGGUGAUGUCGUCAUCCCUCAUUGGCGCACUCAUCGGCACCCUUGCGGCCGGCCCGACCGCCGAUUUUCUGGGACGCAGAACUACGCUCGUGAUUGCGGGGUACAUCUUCUUUGGGUGCGGAGCGCUCCUUGGAUGGUCGCCAAGUAUCACCGUUUUAGUUGCUGGCAGAGCGCUCCUGGGGCUUGCGAUCGGGCUGCAAUCCACCGUGCUUCCGCUGUACAUAGCAGAGUGCGCUCCGGCGCUCAUCCGGGGCAGUCUCAACACGAUGCCGCAGCUGGCGGUGACCAUUGGUAUCAUCCUCUCGUACUUCGCCGACUUCUUCGUGGGCAUCUCCUCGGCCCCCCUGUGGCGCCUCAUGCUCGGGCUCAGCUGCGUCCCUGCCGCCAUCUUUUUGGUGCUCAUCAAUUUCCCGCCCGAGUCCCCCCGGUGGCUCGUGAAAGCGGGCAGGAAGGACGAGGCCGCGCGGGCGCUGCGCAUGCUGCGGGGCGACGAUGCAGACAUCUCUGACGAGCUGGCGCUGAUCGUGCUCGACUGCCAACACGGCAAGGUGUCAGGCGGUUUGGAGGAGGGCCUCCUGCCGGGGCCGGAGCUCGACAUGCCCCUGGCACAACCUGGCCUCGCAGUCACCACGCUGGGCGGCUCUGGGGUUUCAGUGUCAAACGGCGAGGCCCUGUCGAGCGCUCAGGUGCGCACAGGGAGUGCGCACACUGGAUCAGCGCAGUCAGGAGGGCCGGACCAGACACAAGGGGUGCAAUCUGCGAAUCAGGGGAUUGGAAACGGGCUCGCAGCUCGAGGGGGCGAUGAACCAAUUCCAAGGGAAGGUGGGACCAACGCUCCAGGAGGGUACUCGAGCCAAAACCCGGGGGCAUUGGAAGGCGUCGACGAGGAAGGGAAAGGAGAAAAGGACGAGAUCGACAGCGGGGCGGCAGCGGUCGGCUCCAAAGAAGUUGGCGAGGAAGGAAUGGUGACACCGAGCGGGGGCGACACGCUGUGGGCCAGCUGGCGGGCCCUGGGGCUGGGCAUGGGGCUGAAGCUGCUGCAAGAGCUGUCGGGCAUCAGCGUUGUCCUGUACUACACCCCCGUCGUCCUGCGCGAGUCCGGCAUCGCGUCCCUCUUCGCGGGGGGGCCUUUUCACAUCGGCCUCAAGCCCGCCGCGAUCCUCGCGACCGCGUGCUCCUUCUCCAUGAAGCUUCCGGCCAUUCUGCUCGCGUUCCGCUUCAUGGACACCGCCGGCCGCCGCGUCAUGCUCCUUUCCAGCAUCCCCGUGAACAUCGCGUCGCUGCUGACGCUCGCGCUGACGUCGGCGUACCUCGAGAAAGGGCCGCUGCGCGCGGCGCUGUCUCUCGCAAGUACAUCGCUGUUUGCGUGCGCAUUCGCCACUGGCCUGGGCCCAGUCCCUACGGUGGUCAUCUCCGAGAUCUUCCCCAUGAAGACACGUGGCGUAGGGCAGAGCCUCUGCUUCUCGAUGCACUGGGUGUCCAACAUCAUCAUGACCGAGGCCUUUCCAAUCUUGCGGGUGUCCAUCGGCCUGCCCUGGACGUUUACCAUGUUCGCGGGACUGUGCGCCAUCGCAUGGUUCUUCGUCUUCUUCUUGAUGCCCGAGACGAAGGGCUACACGCUAGAGGAGAUUGGUCGAAAGAUGGCCGGGCAGCCGAUCGGGAGAGGAGUCGAGACAAGCGGCUCAGGUGACGGGUUGCAAACCGCGCAUCAAGACUGUCACCCGCGGGACUUCGAACGUUUGACGCGAAGUUAACGGUCCACGGUGCAAGGCACGAUAAGAAUGACUAGAUAGCGCAGUGAGAGUAGCGCUGGUCAUGGUAGCCCGCAGUGACAGGUCUGAUGCGAAGGGGGGUAUCAUCGGGAAGAUAUGGUAUGUCUGUGUAUCACAUUUUUGUAAAUAGAAGGUCUGUGUACAGGUUACAUAGGUGCUGCAAUAUAAGCUGAUGAUGGAAUCUCGUCAAGCCAGCUUUGACGUCUUCAGGAUUUCGGAGAUUUACUCUAUUGAAGAACAUGCCCGCUUACAGUUGCUGAUACCCUUUUGCUGAAGCCGAGUGCAAUAAUCACCAUACAUUGGUAUUC